AGCACUACACGCAGCACUAAAUGCUACAAUGGCUUCCGACUCGCAGCAGUACCAACAACAAUACCAUACACAAGCCCAACAGCCAUAUCAUAUAUCGGCGGGACAGCCCCAGAGUAGUGUGUAUAAUCAGAACUACACCACCCAACCGUCGCGCCAUGAUCCCUGGAACGGUCAAGGACCUUCCAGGUCUUCGAUGGUCCCCCGAUCAGGCCAUGUUAUCUUCGACCCGGUGACCGACCCCGUAAACUAUUCGGAAUUUCUGAACGACGUAGACACAUGGACGAUGAACUACACCGACCCAUCAUAUUUAAUCUCACCCAGCGAACCUACAUUACCACCUCAUGACAAUCCUUUUUCCAUGGCAGCACAAAGUCUCACCCAUCGCCCGCAUAAUCACGUUCCUCGGGCACAUAUUCAAAGUCAGACCCCGGUAGAGAUGCAUUUCACUAGAGCAUCGCCCCGUCCGGAUCAGCAAAAUUUUGUCAACUAUGAUGCAUCCUCCACUCUAUUUACAGACAAUUACAUCACUGGACACCAAUAUUCUCCAACAUCACCAGCGUCAUCAUCAAUCGGGCAAUACCCACGAGAACCUUGUCAACCAGCCAUCAGCCCUACUGCUGCCAGCCCUGGUAGCUCAGAUGGCAUGUUCUCAUCUUAUCAACAUUCAGACUCUGGGGUGAUGCUCGAUCCAUUCCCGGCACAUCAGUUUAACAACAUGCUACUACCCCAAGUCCCUUCCAUGAAGGUAGAUUUUCCGCCUACUGCACGUGUACCAGAAACGAGUUUUGAAGCUUCUCCGGAGCCUGAGUCGUCUCGAUCAAGUGCGGCAUCGAAAGCCUUGAAACAAUCUGGAGGACGAGCACUUGGUACUCAUUUGGAGCCCACGGUGGCGAAAGCGGCACAUGAUAUGCGAAAGAUUGUAGCCUGUUGGCACUGCGUCCUACAAAGAGACAAAUGUGGACCCGGCGACAUUUGCGAGCGGUGUCUGAAACGUUCUCAGCGCCCGAAUGCUGAUUGUGGCCUUGGAUGCACGCGCAUCAAGCUCAUUGAUCUAUCAUCGUACUUUCUUCCAGCCUUAGUGACGCAGAUGCACGAGGACUCGAACCUGACACAUUUCGUUACUCAACACAUACACCAGUGGGGUAAUGUGGAGUUAACGGUCUGGAUGACUUGUGGUCAAAGCCACAUGCCCAGAAUCCCUGUCAAGGUGUACGAGUUUAUCCCACGAGGAAAUGCCUUGUUGGUGCAAAUACAGUAUGGAACUGAUCCUAUCACGCACGAAAGAGUCGCAGUGACCAAGCAAAGCCCAGCAUUGGGAAUGGUACACAUCAACCACAAUGAGGAGAAGAAAUAUGACAAGUACCUCUCAGACAUCGUCGACAACCACCUUGAUGCCUUCGGCGAGCUUUGCUGGAAGGAGGAUGACAACGACUUUCAACAAAAUUUGUUCAAGCUGAUGACGAGGGUUAAACCAAAGGGCGAUGAUGAGGCGAAACUGCUGCGCGAAGUCUAUCGUCUCAUCGUUGUAACCUACAUCAUGUCACAUACUCUUACCAUUGCCGAAGAAACCAAGGUCGCCACGCUCUCACGGAUGCAUUCCUACGGCGGUCACAACUCUUAUACCGACAAGUUCACAUCCCCGCGCAUGACCAACCGUCAACUCAAGUACUUCUUCUCUCGGCUUCAACGCUCGAUCCAGGCCAUCAUCCUAAAUAAGUUGCAGCAAAUGUUCAAGUCAUCUAAAGGCUGUGACAAGUGGCUUCCAGCGUUCGUUGCAGUAUUGGGCAUGUGCAUGGCGCUCGAAGACCAGCAGAAGACGAUCCAUGUCGUCAUGUCGACGAAGUCUGCAACCGAUGGUAUCGACCAACGAGAUGCGCAAGGCCAAGCAGACAUUGCGUGUCGGGAAAUUGAUGCAAGGAUGCACUUUGUUCAGCAAAUCUUCCGGUUAAAGUAUAACCGCAAGUGUAACCCGUUGCGCAACGCGGAACUUGAUUGGGAUAAAGAGGUUGGGUUUGGUGACGCUUCAAGCGUCCACUUUGUGAGGCAGGUUGCGCAAUUAGUCAAGGACAACACCGACUUCCUGCAACAGCGCCAGCAAGUCAGUAUUUCGCCUACCAACCAAACCAAGUACACGUCGCGUCUUGUGGGCCAGUUUCUACUUUCUUUCUGGCUUCCGAACGCAUAGUUGCAUUUUGUUACGACCCCUCCUAUCAUUCGUCCUUGAGUCCUUGUCCUGGCUGGACUCGGACACUUCCUCGCAUCGCUGUUUUAUCUUUCCUUCUCAUUACGAUCUCACGUCCUUCUCAUGAUCCUGCGCCUUUCGGUAGCGAGGAGCCUGGUGUAUCAGGCGUGCGGAUCCUGGGCCUUCAUCACAAAAUACGUUGGAAGACCUGCCGUGGAGACGGCAGGCCUAAACGAAUUAUGACUCUGCUACUUUCAAAGCGGUUCAUCACACUACAGCCUUUCUUUUGGAAAUGUGUUUAUACCCUCUCUUUUCUUCUCAUGGUUGUCUUAUUCUAAAUGUAGCGUAUGGAAAGAGUAAGCAAUGUAUGUUUUUAUGAUAGCGAGUGUCUCGUUACGUAGAAUGUCAUCACUUUAUUUGAGAAAUUGCUUUAGCGAGAUUUGUAAACUUGCGACGGCUCCCAUUACGUC
Molecule: messenger RNA, 2652 nt
Organism: Cucurbitaria berberidis CBS 394.84
Lineage: Eukaryota; Fungi; Ascomycota; Dothideomycetes; Pleosporales; Cucurbitariaceae
Exons: 2
Coding region: 29-2185 (718 amino acids)
Source: RefSeq, a predicted model, not a curated record